GGCCGUCGUGGUCCAGCCUCGUCAGUGUGACUUUAUCCGUGUUGCCAGCUGCCCUUCCUCAGGACGCGGGCUGUGCUACGAAAAAAAGAACCCUCAAUGUGGACUAAAAUGAAUUAUAAACUAUUAACACUUCUCUACGUCAUCGCUCUGAGUAACAGGGAGUCUGUCGGCCAAAAACCAGAGAAACCGGAUUCGUCUCUGGUCCAAGCCGCCGCCAGAGCAGAUUGGGACACCGUCAUCCACCUCAUAGAAACCGGGACGGAUCCAAACGAGAGUAAUAAUGCAGGUACGACUGCACUGACUUGGGCUGCGCAUCACGGCCAGCUGGAGGUCUGCAAAUUGCUGCUGAAACACGGGGCUAACAUCGACCAUAAGAAUAACCAUGGUUCCUCAGCUUUGUCCUUUGCUGCCAGACGGGGUUACGCGGAACUCACCAAAAUGCUCCUUGACGCGGGCGCAGACGUCAAUAUUACGACGAACAGUGGUGACUCGCCGCUGACCUGGGCUGUCUACAGAAAUCAUUCCCAAGUCACUGCCAUGCUGGUCGCCGCCGGUGCCGACAUAAACCAUGCUAACAAUGAAGGCCUGACAGCGCUGUCCCUGGCGGCGUCUCACGGCUUCGUGAACAUCACCCGCCUGCUGCUCCGAGCCAAGGCCAGCACGGACGUCGUCGACACAGCGAACCGCUCUCCGCUGUACCUGGCGACGGAGAGUAACUACACAGAGGUGGUCUCCCUUCUGCUGUAUCGGUGCCCUAAUCUCCUGCUUAUGGAUAACUUGCACAGAACGGCGCUGGACGUGGCAGACAUCGAAGGCUUCACUCGCAUUUCCGAACUCAUAAAAGCCCACCAGGAUCAAAAGUGCGUCCUGGGCAAUCACAAGUAUUCCCACAAGGACGUCGUCACACGUGGCUGUUACAUCAUGGAGUGUCACUGCAGCGGGGACUGGAUGGUGAAGCCACGCCCACAUCCUGACUGCGAUCACAAGAGCGUGAGCGGCAGAGCGGCCAAGGCGGUGAAGGUCGGAAUUUGGAUCAUCGUUGCCUUGGCUAUCCUGCUGGUGGUCGGUGUGAGCGUCCACGUCGUGAAGCGAACGCGGUACUAAAGGGAGGCUGUUGUCUCUACCUCCCUUUUCUCCUGUGGAUGUU
Messenger RNA from Penaeus indicus, 1147 nucleotides. Its product is annotated as ankyrin repeat domain-containing protein 50-like. The transcript has 11 exons. The coding region runs from base 97 to 1104 and encodes 335 amino acids. Lineage: Eukaryota; Metazoa; Arthropoda; Malacostraca; Decapoda; Penaeidae. Gene Ontology annotation, molecular function: protein binding. The record is from RefSeq and is a predicted model, not a curated record.